GCCUACAUCGUGAAACAAAUGGUAGGCACGAUGCAAGCCAAAUAAGAACCUAAUUAACGAACAUCACUAGUGUAUGUAACCCCUCUUGAAAAGUGGCAUUUUAUACCCGAUAACGUUCACAUACAGAUCUCAAAUGUAUGAAAAUAUUUCGUUUACGCCGAUGUCACGGGACACUGCCCUUUCAUCUCAUUCAAGUGUUUAACAUUGACGUUAAUGAUUGUAUAAUGUCACUUGUAUACAAGGACAGGUAUGAUAAAGGACCAGAUAACAGCUUCACGUUGUUCCAGGGCGAGAGCCCCGGGCCGGAGCGGCGCAACGGCGAGUGCGAGCCGUCAGAGAUGCCGCCCUCGGACGCGCCGCCCGCGCCCACCGCACCCCCGCCCGAACCUCCCGCCACUAACAGCCCACAGAAGACUCGGUCGCUAGUGGUGUCGCUGACGCCGCCGCGGGAGCGCGAGACAUGGGCCAAGAAGGCGGAGUUCCUGCUGGCCGUGGUCGGGUUCGCGGUCGACCUCGGCAACGUGUGGCGCUUCCCUUACAUCUGCUAUCAGAACGGGGGUGGUGCCUUCCUAAUCCCAUACUGCGUGAUGCUGUUGUUCGGCGGGAUGCCGCUGUUCUUCAUGGAGCUGGCGCUGGGGCAGUACCACCGCUGCGGCUGCCUCACGCUCUGGAAGAGGAUCUGCCCGGCGCUUAAGGGCGUCGGCUACGCGAUCUGCAUGAUCGACAUCUACAUGGGCAUGUACUACAACACGAUCAUCGGCUGGGCGGUGUACUACCUCGUGGCAUCCAUCUCGUCCAUCAACUCGGUGCUGCCGUGGACCAGCUGCAACAACGAGUGGAACACGCCUCUCUGCUCGCCUGUCACGGCGCCGCAGACUAACCCCAAUGCUUCGACACCAGCUAAGGAGUUCUUUGAACGCAAUGUGCUGGAGCAGCACAGGUCCAACGGGCUGGACUAUAUGGGCCCCAUCAAGCCGUCUCUCGCGCUCUGCGUCUUUGGCGUAUUUGUGCUCGUCUACUUCUCGCUGUGGAAAGGAGUCAGGAGUGCAGGAAAGGUGGUGUGGGUCACAGCGUUAGCUCCUUACGCUGUGCUGCUGAUAUUAUUGGCGCGGGGAGUCACAUUGCCAGGAGCUACCGAAGGCAUCAGAUAUUAUCUGACACCGGAAUGGCAUAAGCUACAGAAUUCAAAGGUGUGGAUUGACGCCGCCUCUCAGAUCUUCUUCUCUCUGGGUCCUGGGUUCGGAACCCUGCUGGCGCUCUCCAGCUACAAUAAGUUCAACAACAACUGCUACCGGGAUGCCCUCAUCACCUCAUCCAUCAACUGCCUCACCAGCUUUCUCGCAGGCUUUGUCAUAUUCUCUGUGUUGGGCUACAUGGCUCACGUGCAGAACAAGAGCAUCGAGGAGGUGGGGCUGGAGGGCCCGGGGCUGGUGUUCAUCGUGUACCCGGAGGCCAUCGCCACCAUGACCGGCUCCGUCUUCUGGGCCAUCAUUUUCUUCCUCAUGCUCAUCACACUUGGAUUGGAUAGCACCUUCGGAGGCCUGGAAGCGGUGACCACGGCCCUCUGCGACGAGUACCCGCGGGUGCUGGGUCGGCACCGCGAGCUGUUCGUGGCUGUACUACUGCUCUUCAUCUACAUCUGCGCUCUGCCUACCACCACUUAUGGUGGUGUAUACCUGGUGGACUUGCUGAACGUCUACGGUCCGGGCUUGGCCAUCCUGUUCGUGGUAUUCGCGGAGGCGGCCGGAGUCUGCUGGGUAUACGGUGUGGACCGAUUCUCAGAAGACGUGAGGACCAUGCUGGGACACACGCCCGGCUGGUUCUGGAGGGCCUGCUGGUCUUAUAUCAGCCCGGUGUUCCUGCUGGUGCUGUUCGUAGUCUCAGUGCUGGCUCACGAGGAGAUGCUCGGCGGCGAGUACACGUACCCCGCCUGGUCCAUCACUGUGGGCUGGGUCAUGACCGGCACCACCGUCUCCUGCAUCCCGCUCUACAUCGUCUACAAGUUCCUGAUCACGCCUGGAGGCUUCAUGCACCGCAUCAAAACCAUAAAGCGACCUGAAGUGAUCUCGAUACCGCCGGCAGACCCCACGCUCUGCAGUCUGUGACCUGACACCUACAGCUCCACCCCCCUGCAGACCAAGCCAGCGAUCGAGUGGCUUGUCUAAAACUCUGCGAAACUGAUCAAACUCUGUAUUCUACAUAAUAAUCAACGUAUAUCAUGUAAACUCGAGUGGAAGACUCAGAUGAACAGUUUUGCAGCAACUCUCAAAUUGUUAACGAUAUUCAUCAUGUCAUACUUGAAAAAGUCAUGACGUAUUAUAGAUGUAAUCAAGUUUAUAGGAAUAAUAUUUAGGAAGUGUUUGUUAUGUCUGAUGUACAGAGUUUUAAUUCUAAAUGCAUUAUUUCUUCAUAUCAUCUUAGGGCUAUCGCUUUGGGCUGUAACAUUGUCAUAACCAAAGCUUGCAUUGAAAAUGUUAAUGAUGUUAAACUGCUUUAGUAUAUAAAAUAUACAACGAAUAUUCUGUACGUUACAACAUGGAUAUAUAGAGUUAGGAAAAGUUAGAAUAGUUCAAUCUGUAGCGAAAUUCGGUUAAUCGUAGAUACGUAAGACUUGCUGGACAGACUAUAAAAUGCACUUAUAUACAAAUAUAUAUGUCAUAGUAUGAUAUAUGCUUUCUUGUUUGAAGCAAGUUAUAAAUUUUAUGAAAAUACUCAGUAGUAAAUUAGAUAGCUUUAAGCAAACCCCAUUGUAAAUAUGCUUUGUAAUAAAGUUAAAAAUAUACAUGUUUCUGUAUUUUUGGGCAAUGAAUCCAGAAAUAUUGUAUAUUUUAUUCAUAUAUUAACGUGUAUAUAAGAACGUGAAGUUUUAUGGGAACAUAUACAUAGUUUUUUCAAUCUUGAUGUUAGAACUUUAUUGUUAAAGGAUUUAAUAGAGGUAAAGAAAAAGUAUGUUUUAAUAUCUAUAUUUAAAUGUUCGUAGUCAGGUUCCUUUCGUCAACCAUCGUCAACCCUGACUGCUUCUGCUUCGUGUAACUCAAGUAUCAAAAGUUUUAAAUAAGUAGACUUUAAGGAAUUGUAGUCAGUUUAUCUUUGCAUAUAACAUAAGUCUUUUAAUAUGCUUCAAAUUUUCUCGUCAGUACAUAAUGUCGUUACAUGUUCCUUCAUGAAUAUUUACAUGUAAUCAGUGUUCGAACAGUAGAGAGUAGGAGUAGCGAAGAUCAUGUACGUAAAUGAUGCAUAAAUAUCCUUCAAAGUUAUAUAAACAUUUAUAAUGUAGUGUCUAGAAUCUCAGUAAUACUUAAGUGUUUUUGUAAAAAAAAAUAUUAAAAAUAGUUCAUAUACCCACAAAGUACUUAUAUAUUUUGUUUAAGUUUUUAUUUGUUGUUGUUUGUUAUUGUAUUCUGUCGUGUACUCCAGUUGAUGUGUAGUCUGUGUCGUGUGUAGACGUGUAUAACGGUUGUACGUGUGUAAAAUAAACGACAAAUGUGCAGACUGGGCCUGUAUCAGCCAUUACAGCUCCAUCUGCCAUUUGUUUUACGAAACUUGAUGUUUUAUUUAUAGAAUUUUAGGCAUAAUCACAACCUAGACUCUUUGAAUCACGACAUUAUGUAACCAAUAUUUAUCAUCACACCUGAGAGUAAAAUGAUACACUCCAGUAUAAUAUCUAAAUCAUCACUCAUCUCAGCCUAUUGCCGUCCACUGCUGAACGUAGGCCUAAACCAUCUAAAGCAAUCAUGAAGGUAGUAAAAAUCCCAGCCCACGUUAUAUGGGAGUAACUAGCAGCCCUAGUCUCAUAUAUAGAGACUUACAACAAAUAUUUUGAACCCAUAUGUUUUUGUUAACAUAAGAAAGAACUUAUGACCUUGAACAAGUUACAUCGAUAAUUUACCUUUGUCGGGAUCGAACCUACACCUUAGCAGCAUGCGUACUUAAUAAUUGAUACACAGAACCGCAAAGCCGCCGCUACAUUCAUCGUAAAGUAGAGGUUCAAAAAUGAGGUUCUAUCAAAUCUCUGCCAUCUUGAAUUUGACAUAUUUUGAAACGUCAAAAAGGGCAGUCAGUAUAAUUCUAACCAAAAAAAAUACAAUUGUAUAAAAUUAUAAGUGUGAUAAAAUUUAUCAAUGAAAUCGGAAAGUGAAGAUGUUAAGUAUAGAGGGGACUUGUAGCAUAAGCCUCCCACCGUUUGUAUGGCGGGCAAAGCUGUAAGCUUUAACACAAAUUGCAAGUAAAAACAGUAUGUAAGAUAACCAUCAUGAUCGCGGCGCGAGGUCAAGAGAUAUCGUUACUAUAAAUGGCAUCAAAGGGCGUCGAUACAGCACUGGUAAUUUAAAGAUCUGCUUUAAAUCGUAUGGGAUAAAGUGUGACUUGUACUGCUAAUGCACGUGCAUACCAAAUUAUUUCACUUUCCGGUUUUCACAGAGAAUUCACCACAGAAACGAUUCCACGAUUGAAUCAGCUGUUUUCUUACAUUCGGUACAUUUACCCAUGCAUUUAAAGUGUUCCUUAAAUUAAUGUGGUUAUUCCAAAUUAAAAGUUUUUUUUUUAAUUAUUUAAGUUUUUUAAAUAGAGCACUGCAAUCACUCUUCGUCUUGACGAUAGCUUUAUUUUUCUUCAUUUAUUAACAUAAAAUAAUACAGUGAACAUAGCAUUAGAGAGCAGCUGCUUUUCUCUUCCUUGCCUAUCCUGAAUUUUCAACCUUUUGGGCUUUAGCGUCUUUCGAUAAAUGGACUGUCCAAACAAAAACUUUUCGCAAUUCGAAUAGCUCUGCUAUUAAAGCAAUUCAACCAAUCACACCAAAUUAACAAUAUUAAAAAAAAUACUUGUCUUAUGAAGUAA
Molecule: messenger RNA, 4836 nt
Organism: Trichoplusia ni (cabbage looper)
Lineage: Eukaryota; Metazoa; Arthropoda; Insecta; Lepidoptera; Noctuidae
Gene: Sert
Product: sodium-dependent serotonin transporter
Exons: 13
Coding region: 138-2105 (655 amino acids)
Biological process (GO): serotonin uptake; sodium ion transmembrane transport
Cellular component (GO): neuron projection; membrane
Molecular function (GO): serotonin binding; serotonin:sodium:chloride symporter activity
Source: RefSeq, a predicted model, not a curated record